AUGCCGACCGGAGUUUCGCUAAUAUUUUUUAUUUUAUCUAUAAUCGCCUUAACGUGCGAAGGUUUAUAUUUUUACAUUUCGGAAACUGAAAAAAAAUGUUUUUCCGAAGAUUUAGCAGACGAUACCAUCGUUGUUGGAAAGUACAAAGUGGAGAUAUAUGAUAAAAUUCAGAACAGGUACAUACCAACAAUACCAGGGUUAGGUAUGCAUGUAGAAGUACUCGAUCCUGAAGACAGACCAAUUAUGUCUAGGACCUAUUCUACAGAGGGCAAGUUUUCAUUUAAUUCCCACUCUCCUGGUGAGCAUAUCAUAUGCUUGCACUCCAACUCUACUGCUUGGUUCGGAGGGGCUAAACUGAAAGUGUUCUUGUCGAUAAGUGUUGGUGAAGCAGCUACAGAUUACAAGGAGGUAGCUAAGAAAGAAAAAUUGAAUGAAUUGCAACUCAGGGUUCUACAGCUUGUUGAGAAAGUUGAGCAGAUUUCUAAAGAACAAUCUUAUCAGAGGGUUAGAGAAGAAAGAUUCAGACAGACAAGUGAGAGUACCAGUCAACAGGUUCUUUGGUGGGCCAUUGGGCAGACUGCCCUCCUCAUCAUCGCCAGCUUGUGGCAGUUGAAACAUCUGAAAGGAUUUUUUGAAGCAAAGAAAUUGGUUUAAUUAAAAUGGCGUUGAACGUGAAUAUGGUUGUUAUAUUAAUUUAUUUAAAAUUAAAAAUGGCGUUGCUCUUAGAUUAAUAUUUUCAAUGUAAUUGUUUUAUGCCAGGCCAGGUGAUUUAGUGUUUUAUUUAUUCAUCAAACGAAUUUAAUUUAAAAUCGUUUCGCAAUUAUUACUUGCUCGUGUGCACAGCGCAUUCCUCUACUGUCUAUCUGCUAUUUAACAAAAUUGUAGUUGAUUCAUUUUUGUAAAUUUAUAUUAAAAGGAACCGACCUUGCUGUCCUUGUUGAUGGAACCCAUGUUUCAUUAAUUAUCUUGAAACUUGGGUUAAAUAUUAACAAAUUGUUGGUUGAUUUGUCUAUUUCAAUUUUAAAGAGCUAGGCUUGUAGAACUCGUUAUUUGUUUUCAAUUUCUGUUUUCAACGUCUGUAUUGUUAAACUUUUUAAAACGCCACGGAACGGAUUGCUCUUAAUCGUUACAUAAAUUUUUAAACUUCAACCAAGUUUGAAUGCUUUGAAUCGAAAAAAUUUGACUCGUGUUCGCAUUUGUAGUUUCAUCUGGAUGAGUCUACUAUUUGAAAGUUAGUGGGUAUGAUAUUUUUCUUUUGAAAAGAUUUUUCCCAAUAUAUUGUUUUUGAGAAUGUUGACCGACCUCGCGAAUGCCGGUUCAACAUAUUUUAUCUGUUCGACGAUAUCUGAAUAUGUUGGUUCGCGUGCAUAAAUUAUAUGAAGAGUUGAAUUUUUCGCUAGUAGCGUUAUAAUUGAUUUGUGCAAUCUGUAAAUAUGGCAUCUGUCGGCUACUGAAAUAUCAUUUUGUUUAAGAAAGGCAAGGUUAAUAUAUUAUAUUAUAUAAGAAUAUCUGGAGAUAAUUGAAUGGGUUUGGCGCGUUAGACUGGAGAUAUUGAUUGCUUGUCAAGACAUCGGGUCACCGCACAUAUUUUCGCUGGUAUUUCUGCUCUAUCUGUGCGCAAUGCGCGUGUUCGCGGAAUUGCACUGUGUAUUUUACGCAAGUGUGUAUGUCUGAGAUGGAUGUGUUUAUGUUUCACACCAGAUUAUGAGUGUUUAUCUAUGUUUGUGAUGAUUUUGUUUAUUAUAAUUCGUUUUUUGUAAUAAUUUUAAAGAACCAUCUUAAAAAGUCAUAAAUAUUUAUUUAAAAUUUUA
Messenger RNA from Helobdella robusta, 1811 nucleotides. RefSeq lists its product as hypothetical. The record is from RefSeq and is a predicted model, not a curated record. Bases 1 to 654 code for a protein of 217 amino acids. Gene Ontology annotation, cellular component: endoplasmic reticulum; endoplasmic reticulum-Golgi intermediate compartment; Golgi apparatus. Gene Ontology annotation, biological process: Golgi organization; endoplasmic reticulum to Golgi vesicle-mediated transport; intracellular protein transport. The transcript has 5 exons. NCBI's taxonomy places the organism in Eukaryota, Metazoa, Annelida, Clitellata, Rhynchobdellida, Glossiphoniidae.